Molecule: messenger RNA, 466 nt
Organism: Dermacentor silvarum
Lineage: Eukaryota; Metazoa; Arthropoda; Arachnida; Ixodida; Ixodidae
Product: pupal cuticle protein 36
Exons: 4
Coding region: 128-466 (112 amino acids)
Cellular component (GO): chitin-based extracellular matrix
Molecular function (GO): structural constituent of chitin-based larval cuticle
Source: RefSeq, a predicted model, not a curated record
UACACACUGACGUGUACGCUGUGCGAACGAUAAAGCAGACGUAUUAGCACGUCUGGGAAGCAAGCGUCUGCAGAUCUCUGCGUGCACGUGUUAGUGUCCGAAAGGUUUACCCAUACUCCCAGUCACCAUGUCUUCUGCAGCCGUUGCCCUCGCUCAGGUGCUCGCGCUUUCCAUGGUCUCUAGUACUCUCGGCGGCGGUCAGUUUGGAUUUGGAGGAGUUGGUGGCGGGUUUGGUGGUGGACUUGGUGGCGCCUUUGGUGGCCCUGCCUACGCCGGCACAUUCGCACGACAAGAACAGUAUUACCCACCGCAACCGUACAGCUUCGGCUACGACAACGUUGACCAGUACGGCACCAAGUCCUACCAGAAAGAACGGGGCGACGCCUCCAACACCAAGACGGGCAUGUACGGCUACUCGGACGCCAAUGGCAUCUUCCGCCAGGUUCACAUGGACUACAGUCUCUGA